AUGGAUGGCAACCACAAUUUCAAUGCUUUCUACAAUUGGAUGAAAAACGCUGAACCUUCAAAUGAUCAAAAUACCCAAACAUCCCAAAACUCUUCAAAUCCUGCACCUUUCCCAGACAUGGGAAAUAUUUCCAUGCAUCCAUUGCCUAUCCAUUUUGCUCCACGAGUAGCAAAUAUGGGUAAUCCAUUUGCAAUGUCUAGCCAAAAUUGGGGAAAUUUUCAACAUGUAAUUAAUCCCACCAUGAUUGGGGGAGCUUCAACGGAAAGUAGUGCUGAUCAACGGCCGCAAACACCGACGGGGGCUGUAGAAGAGUCUCAAGUUCCGAAUAUUUCAUCCGAUGUCGAUGCUGAUGCUAGAAUUGGUGAAGAAUGUGGAAGGGUGAAUGGUCGCUCAAAUCAGAAAGUAAGAUUUACACUGGCGGAAAAUACACUUCUGAUUCAAUCAUGGCUCAAUAUUUCAAAAGAUCCAAUUAAGGGAAAUGAUCAAAAAUCAGAUACUUUUUGGUCAAUAAGCCUAUUCUUUUGCGUUUCUAGUGCCUUUCCAAUCUCAAAUUAA
Messenger RNA from Lotus japonicus, 555 nucleotides. RefSeq lists its product as uncharacterized. The record is from RefSeq and is a predicted model, not a curated record. NCBI's taxonomy places the organism in Eukaryota, Viridiplantae, Streptophyta, Magnoliopsida, Fabales, Fabaceae. Bases 1 to 555 code for a protein of 184 amino acids. The transcript has a single exon.